AUGGCCGUAGCCGGCGUGCUCCUGCUGCUGUUGGCGGCGCAGGCGAGCGCCAUGGAUUUCGGCGAGUCGGACCUCGCGUCGGGGGAGUCCCAGUGGGCUUUGUAUCAGCGUUGGCGCGUGCAGGACACGGACAUGGCCAUGUCCAGCGACCGCUUCACCGUGUUCGUCGAGAACGCGCACCUGGUCCACGACUUCAACGCCCGCCGCGAUGCCCCCUACAAGCUCUGGCUCAACGGCUUCGCCGACCUCACCGCAGAAGAGUUCAGCCGUGCCUACGCCUCCUCCCGCGUCUACCACCUCGAGCCCAACGACAAUGUGUGGGUAGUCAGAAAGUGGGGAGGAUGUGAGAUGGCGGGUCCCGAUGCCGAGCCCGCGACCGAGAGGGAGCUGUCCAAGGGCUCCGCGGCGGAGCGCGCGGCGAACCAACCGUCGAGGAAGAAGUAG
Messenger RNA from Brachypodium distachyon (stiff brome), 444 nucleotides. RefSeq names its product thiol protease SEN102. NCBI's taxonomy places the organism in Eukaryota, Viridiplantae, Streptophyta, Magnoliopsida, Poales, Poaceae. The transcript is spliced from 2 exons. The record is from RefSeq and is a predicted model, not a curated record. The coding region runs from base 1 to 444 and encodes 147 amino acids.